This is a messenger RNA of Recurvomyces mirabilis, 798 nucleotides long. RefSeq lists its product as uncharacterized. The record is from RefSeq and is a predicted model, not a curated record. NCBI's taxonomy places the organism in Eukaryota, Fungi, Ascomycota, Dothideomycetes, Mycosphaerellales, Teratosphaeriaceae. The transcript has a single exon. Bases 1 to 798 code for a protein of 265 amino acids.
AUGCGGGAGAGUACAACGGGGAUAAUCGAGCACAGCUUCUUCGAUGCGGACACCCUUGGCCGUAUGAUCUCGUACACCUAUACCCAAGGUUAUGUGCUGGACAAAACUCCUACUGCCGACAGCAAUACGACAAGCAACGAGGACGACCCGCAGCGUGCAGGGGCUACUGGAGAUAUGGAAACAUUCGCGAAACCGUCCGUCUCGGACCUCAUCACCCAAGAAUUACUUGCACACGCAAGAGUCUAUGGCAUUGGCGAGUACUACGAUCUUUCCAACCUCAAGACGCUCGCUGUCAAGAUGUUCGAUGCUGUGGCAUCAAAGUACGCAAAUCCUUCAAUCUAUUGGCCGGUCGAGGGUUUUGUAGCGGUCGCAGAGGAAGUCUACAGGCUUACAGCGCCCGGUGGGAAUUCUUUGAAGGAUGCCUUGACCGGAGUCGUGAUGGGCUGCAUCGGCGUGAUAACCAGCAGUAGUAUGUUCAUGGAGGUGCUUGCCGACGCAGAUGGUCUGCAGGAGUUCACUAUCGAGCUUUUGCGCUUGUCCGUACAAAAGCUCUCGGAUGAACGAGACCGCGCCGUCGAAGACCUGAAGGCCGAACAAGAGUUGACUCUACAUGUCAAGGACACGACGAACAUACUAGUGAAAAGAGUCCAGGGUAUCGAUGGACUUUGUCGCAACACCAUGUGCCGUCAACGCUUCGAUUGGGUGGAGCUGGAGCCAGUAGGGGAUGCAGGGCCAGGGGGCGUCUUGAGCGAUUGGCAAGUACGAUGCGGGAAGUGUAGGUGCAAGCAGUAUGUAUGA